UGUGUGUGUGUGUUGUGUGUGUGUGUGUGUCUGAGUUUAGGGGUGCGGUUUACGCACAUGGUCUGUCACGACGUGCAGGCAGGCAGCCUUGUCAUCUGGACUGGAGAAGAGUAACUUUGUUAGACACUUCAUUAAAGGGAGCAGAGCACUUCUCUCUAUCGGAGAAAAGAACGCAAAAUUCAGCACUCCACGGACUUUUGGCCUCCUGGUGAGUUUCAAGAGCUUUUCCGUCCAGACCGUGUCUUGUCCUCUGAAGUGUACUGCAUCUCUAGGGUUGUGGCCUCUGAAGUCUCCUGCAUCCUCAGGGUCGUGGCCUCUGAAGUCUCCUGCAUCCUCAGGGUCGUGGCCUCUGAAGUCUCCUGCAUCCUCAGGGUCGUGGCCUCUGAAGUCUCCUGCAUCCUCAGGGUCGCGGCCUCUGAAGUCUCCUGCAUCCUCAGGGUCUGCAACAUCCUUAAGGUUUCCCUGAGACUCCCCUGCAGCCUGUUAGACCAGUAAGGAAGUAAACAUGACCGAGGGCUACUCACCAAAGCCAGAUACGUUGGAGUUUGGGGUUUCUACGCAAACCCAGUCUGCCACGCAAGGCCUGUUUACAGGGGCCCCCUCCGUCUCUGGGUUUACAGAGGCCCCCACCGCCUCUGGGCUUACAGGGGUCCCCUCCGUCCCUGGGUUUACAGGGGUACCCUCCGUCUCUGAGGCAUUCACCACAGCACAUCCCAUUGGUAGCCAUUUCGAGGAUGAAGGGUCCAACAGCAUCAUCCUUAUAGGCGUGAUUCUAGCCACGCUGCUGGUGUUCCUGUGCAUGGCGCUGGUGUUCCGCUACAUGCUCAAGCACAAGGGCUCGUACCGUACCCACGAGGACAAGGAGAGCGACUGGGGCGACUCCGCCAACGCAGCUCUCAAAAGCGGCCAUUCUUUCGAAGAGGACCUGGAUGAAGAUGUUUGAAGGCCAUGGAAUGGCUGGGUGCUGGCCGCAGGGGCUGAUGAAUGACUCAUUGUGUCCACUGGACCAGUAACCUAAGAUGGGGGACAGAGACGGGGCUCCACUCGUGAUGCUGACGACCAAAUCCUCUCUUUUUUGUCAGGAUGUCUUUGUUGCUUUUUACAAUUCUUUCUCACAGUUAAGCAUACACACACACACACACACACACACACACACACACUCUGCCUCUCUUUCUCUUUCUGCUUAAAUCAAACACCAAAU
This is a messenger RNA of Clupea harengus (Atlantic herring), 1201 nucleotides long. RefSeq names its product glycophorin C (Gerbich blood group). Gene Ontology annotation, cellular component: membrane; cortical cytoskeleton. NCBI's taxonomy places the organism in Eukaryota, Metazoa, Chordata, Actinopteri, Clupeiformes, Clupeidae. The record is from RefSeq and is a predicted model, not a curated record.